Perca flavescens (yellow perch) is the source of this 1188-nucleotide messenger RNA. RefSeq names its product telethonin. The transcript is spliced from 3 exons. Gene Ontology annotation, cellular component: Z disc. Gene Ontology annotation, biological process: detection of muscle stretch; skeletal muscle thin filament assembly; cardiac muscle contraction. The record is from RefSeq and is a predicted model, not a curated record. Gene Ontology annotation, molecular function: protein-macromolecule adaptor activity; titin Z domain binding; titin binding. Bases 566 to 1060 code for a protein of 164 amino acids. NCBI's taxonomy places the organism in Eukaryota, Metazoa, Chordata, Actinopteri, Perciformes, Percidae.
UCAGACAUGUGGUCUAUGUGAGAGACAUCCGAGGAGCUGGAGGAUAUUUUCUUUGACCUGAUGCAAUGAACCCUGGAUCAUUCAAGCAGAUUAGUCAUUUCAUUCUUCUGUCAACACAAAUAUGCACUUACAGUAUGGAUGUAAACCCAUUUCCCUAAACCUAUACUCGCAUGCACAUGAUCAAACCCACACCAUAAUACCAAGAAUCCAAAGGUACACUGUGAACAUGAUACAACACAAAUGAGUUCAACAAAUGAAAUCUGUGGGUUCAUAUGGUUGACUCGUGUCAUUUUCAAAUAAAAACCAUCCCUGGAGCGAGGACAUUCACUAGAUUCACUACAAAGUGAUGCAGUGGAGUAAAAAUAGAAACAAGGCUUGGUAUUUAAGACAUUGCCAAACAGACUACUUGGUACACACACUGAUGAUAACACAUGGUUUGAUCGCUUGUUCUAUCCAUCUCCCUUAAGUUUUAUGCAAGUAAAGUUAGACAGAAGUUGGUCUUGGUACAUGCUCACUUUUUACACACACAAGUUACGGACAUUCACACCCUCGACAAAAUCCCACCAUGCACUGUGUGAGCAGGGGAGGCUGCUACCUGCUGAACUCCUACUGUGAUCUUCAGGAGGAAAACCAGUGGAAGAAGGAGAGCUACCAAGCAUGCUGGCUGAGCCUGGUCCUUGAAACGAGACCACAAUACAAGCUGACACUGUCAGAGACAGACAACAUUCGUAGAGAGAGUUACAAGCAGCAGCAGGUGGUCCACUUCAUGGUCGAGAGGAGUCUCAGCCAGAGGCUGAGGCUGGGCAGCGACAGCAGAGGCAUGACAGAGCACCAGCUGCCAUUCUUCAACACCAGCAGGGACCUACAUCAUGCCAAAACCACCUUUGGGUGCCCAGAACAAAAGCCAGUUAUACUAGGGAAGGGGAAUAACGGAGUGGAUACACAGGAAGUGACUGCAAUAACCCAGGACCUCAGCAAGCCAGUCCGAGUGAACUUCAGAGCCUCGAGCCUGAUGUCCUCCCCAAGAGAAAUCUCUCUAAGGGUGCAGAGGAGGGAGUGAAGCAAGGAGAUGGAAGGCAUGUAAAGGUUCAGGAAAUAUAACAAAGCCUUUGUACUUGUAAUGUGCACACUGGUAAUAUUGUAUAUUGUGUAACUAUCUAAAGAAAAAUAAAAAUGGUAUCUCCUGAU